Fusarium falciforme is the source of this 444-nucleotide messenger RNA. RefSeq lists its product as hypothetical. The transcript is spliced from 2 exons. Gene Ontology annotation, biological process: proteasome assembly. Lineage: Eukaryota; Fungi; Ascomycota; Sordariomycetes; Hypocreales; Nectriaceae. The record is from RefSeq and is a predicted model, not a curated record. Bases 1 to 444 code for a protein of 147 amino acids.
AUGGAAGGCAUAGAUGUUAGAGAGGACUCAUUUCCCUCAAGAUCUCGCGAAGCUUCAGGUCUCGUCAACGGAGUUGCCACCGAAGUAACAUCUACCAACUUCUCCGACAAGAUCCUCCUCACCAUCUCUCAAGAAGGCCGUCUUUCACAAUGGAUACAAGUUCCUCUGACAGGGUCCUCUGCGGGUGUAGUUGAAAUGACUCUGCCCAGCAUGAACAAGGGUCUCCUCCCAUCGACGCAUCUUACGCCCACAACACUGCUCGGCGGUGGUGGCGAGGAGCGUGAGACUCUUGGGCAGUUAUACGCAGCGCAACUCGCAAGUCAUCUAUCUCUAAGAUCACCAGAUGAUCGACGCAUUCUUGUCGUGGGCCUUGGUCUGGCCAAGACCGAUCUCGAGAGGGAAGCUUUCUUUGAUCUUCUUGAGCUUGCCCAGAAGGUGCUGUGA